Messenger RNA from Lampris incognitus (smalleye Pacific opah), 3035 nucleotides. It is a transcript of the gene dhh, whose product is annotated as desert hedgehog signaling molecule. Gene Ontology annotation, biological process: regulation of gene expression; intein-mediated protein splicing; cell-cell signaling. Gene Ontology annotation, molecular function: patched binding; calcium ion binding. Bases 424 to 1914 code for a protein of 496 amino acids. The transcript has 3 exons. NCBI's taxonomy places the organism in Eukaryota, Metazoa, Chordata, Actinopteri, Lampriformes, Lampridae. The record is from RefSeq and is a predicted model, not a curated record.
UAGAGAAAGGAAAAGCGGUAAGUGGCUGCCGGAACACCUGCUGUGAGGACAGGUACCUCCAAAAAAGAAAGAUGACUUGCAAAUCAGAACUGAAUGAAGCUUGAGCGAAACUGUUUGGCAAAAGCAAAACGGACAGUCACCUCACGGCCACGUUUCCUUUCUGUUAUAACGAACGACUUGAGACUUCUUUUUUUUUUUUUUUUAUUUUCGGACACUUUUUAGGCUGCGAAUUUUGAAUAGUGAGGCUAAAGUCUGUGCUUAAAACGAUUAUGAAAACCAAAGUUAAGGUAAGGACAGCAGACUAAUUUGCACCUUUUCCAUUCAACAGUGAAUACACCUAUAAUAAAAAGCAGCAUAAUAAUUAUUGAUAGGUUUGUGCCAUGAAUAUCAGAACUUGAUAAAAAAACAAAACAAAAAAAACCCAUGAUCUGGAAUGGACCAAGACCUGACCCUCAUUCAAAUGCUAUCACGUGCCCGGGACUGGGCUGUCACUGUAGCCACUGUGGGCCAUUGAUUCCUGGGACCCCGAACUCUCCCCCAAUGAAGCAGACCUGGUGGGCCCGUCUGGUACGGCUUGGACUGCUUGCUGUGUGCACGUGCACAUGGCUGGUCCAGGGAUGCGGGCCAGGCCCUGGGUAUGGCAUUCGAUCCAGGCCCAGGAAACUCGUAGCCAUGCACUACAAGCAGUUUGUCCCCAACUUCUCAGAGAGCAAUCUUGGGGCCAGUGGAAGAGCAGAGGGCAAGAUCACACGUAACUCGGAGCGCUUCAACGAACUUGUGUGUAACUACAACACAGACAUUGUCUUCAAAGAUGAGGAGAACACCAACGCAGACCGCUUCAUGACUAAGCGGUGCAAGGAGUGUCUAAACAGGCUGGCUAUUGCAGUUAUGAACCAGUGGCCAGGGGUACACCUGCGAGUGACGGAGGCCUGGGAUGAAGACGGCCACCACCCGCCCGACUCCCUGCACUAUGAGGGCAGGGCUGUGGACAUAACCACCGAUGACAGAAAAACAGAGAAGUACGGUCUGCUAGCUCAACUUGCUGUGGAAGCUGGCUUUGACUGGGUGCACUAUGAGUCCAAGUACCAUGUCCACUGCUCUGUGAAAGCAGAUCAUGCAGUGACAGUGGAGAAAGGUGGUUGUUUCCCAGGCUGGGCCCGGGUAAGUAUUGCUGGAGGGGGGCAAAAGACUCUGUUGUCACUGUCCCCUGGGGACAGAGUCAUGGCCCUGUCUGGGACAGGUCGCAUAGUAUUCAGCAAAGUCCUUCUGUUUCUGCACCGAGAUCAGGAAAGCAGGUCUACCUUCCUUAUUCUGGAGACAGAGGAUGGACACAGACUGGCCCUUACUCCUCAUCACUUGCUCUUUCUCGCCCACCAUUACAAACUCCACUACAGUGAGUACCAGGUUCAGUUUGCUAGCAAAGCCCAGAGAGGGGACUAUGUUCUCAUUCAUGGAUCAGGAGGUCAGGUACAACCAUCUAAAAUCAACUCAGUUUCCGUGGAGGAGGAUGUGGGAGUCUAUGCGCCGUUGACAGAAGAUGGGACCUUGUUUGUUGAUGGGGUGCUGGUAUCCAGCUAUGCAUUGAUAGAGGACCACAUACUUGCUCACUGGGCAUUUGGACCACUUCGCCUUCUUUCUUCAGUAAACCAAAUCCUUUGGGGAGAGAGUGCGGAGGAAUGGCAGAGUAUUGAAGCUGAGACCCACACUGAGACUCCAUCACAAAGCAGCACUUGGGUCCUUGGUAAAGUAGGUUUGUAUGUGAAUAAUAACACAUCAAACAAUCGAGGCAAUUUGACUUUAUCACGAACGAUGGACAUCGAGGUGACGCACUCUUUGCAAAGACGAGUAUCAACUGUGCACUGGUAUGCUAGAUUGCUGUACAGUUUUGCAUGUAUAUUUCUAGACCUGAAGUAAUUUCAUCCUUACAAGACCAUAAAAUCAAGCACUGGUACAUGUGACCUACUGAUAAUAUCUUGCUACUUUGAUUUAUUUACACUAAUGACUUCGGUUUUUUUUCCCUGCACUGGAAGGGCUUGUUUGCUUCUUUCACACUGGUAUAUGCAUUGUACUGUACCAUAAUGAAUUCAUACUUAAGUCACAUUUUAUAAGAGAUUAAAAUUAAAUGGGGCAGAUUGUCAGAAAUGGCUAGAGCAAACAUGGUCAUGUAAUAAUCACUGUAUCCUUGCAUUCAUUUGCGUAUUAUGUAAAUUGACAGAACACUUAGAAAAAGUAUAUUUUCCGUUACUCUAAUGCAGAAGAAUGAAGAUUUCUUUUAAAAACAAUAAAGCUUUAUUUUUGUACCUUUUGAAUCAUAAUAUAUAUAUAUAUAUUCCAAUUUAUUAUAAUUAUUCACCUACAUGUAUUGGAUGUCUUUAUCUUACCUGUUCUUGUAUAAUGUCAUUUAAAAAAAAAAAACUGAAAUGUAAUUCUAUUCAGGAAAACUCUACUAUGUGAUCCGUUUCAGGGUAAAUGUUGCCUGUUAGGUUAAUUUUAUUUUAUUAAAUGUAUUUUAAUGUGCAAAAAAACUUAAGUGGAUGCUUGUGAAAAUGCUGUUAAAUAUUCAAAAGGUCAUCUCUAGAGCUUGUAGUAGUUUUAGCAACAUGUGUGUUACAGAGGUUAAAAACCCUCCAUGGAAAUCUAGUCCCCAGGCAGGUUAAUGAAAAGCCCAGACACAUACUUAAUAUUCUUGGGUUGUCUCCAGCCACCCUGUCUUUAGCUCAAUCACAGCCUUUAUUACUGCUUCAGGAAAAUAGGCAGGUCUCUCAGAAUUCUCCAACAUACAAGUUUUGCAUAUAUUCAAAGACUAUUGUUGGCCACAGUAAAAUGUAUGGAGUGUAUCUUUUCUCCAGUUUUCCCAUUUCAUUUUCUUCAUGCUAUCUAUUGGUAACACUUAACACAAUUGAAUUUUAAAUAUUCCAAAGGCACUUGACUAGUAACCUUCAAAACUUGAGUAACCUCUUUUUUUUUUUAAUCUCAGUUCUGAAAUCAGUGUUGUUUAAUGUUGGCAAUGGUCAGGACGGGUAAUACUAGGUUAU